This is a messenger RNA of Apodemus sylvaticus (European woodmouse), 5078 nucleotides long. RefSeq names its product TNF alpha induced protein 8 like 3 (gene Tnfaip8l3). Gene Ontology annotation, cellular component: cytoplasm. The transcript is spliced from 2 exons. Lineage: Eukaryota; Metazoa; Chordata; Mammalia; Rodentia; Muridae. The coding region runs from base 224 to 838 and encodes 204 amino acids. The record is from RefSeq and is a predicted model, not a curated record. Gene Ontology annotation, biological process: regulation of apoptotic process.
CCUCGCGUGCAGGCACUGGCGAGCAGCGGCGGGCGGGCCACUGGAGCAGGCUUGGCCUCUUCGGAGCCGCCCCCUGGCCCUAGUGUCUGGCCACACACUGCCCACUCUGCACCGCCCGGACUCCAGACUCUUUGCAGCCCAUAACGUGUGUGUGCCGCGUCCACCCGAGCCAGGAGCGCCCCGCAGGCUGGCGGUGGUGGAUGCGCGGGCGGCAGCCCACAGUAUGGAUUCAGAUUCUGGAGAGCAGAGCGAGGGCGAGCCCGGGACUGCUGCAGGUCCUCAUGUGUUUAGUUCCAAGAAUCUCGCCCUUCAAGCCCAGAAGAAGAUCCUGAGCAAGAUAGCCAGCAAAACUGUGGCCAACAUGCUGAUUGAUGACACCAGCAGUGAGAUCUUCGAUGAGCUGUACAAAGUCACAGAAGAACACACCCACAACAAGAAGGAGGCCCACAAGAUCAUGAAGGAUGCAAUCAAGGUGGCCAUCAAAAUUGGUAUCCUCUACCGGAACAAACAGUUCAGUCAAGAGGAGGUCAUGAUUGUAGAGAAACUCCGCAAGAAACUGAACCAGACUGCUAUGACUAUGGUCAGCUUCUACGAAGUAGAGUACACCUUUGAUACGAAUGUGCUCUCGAAGCUUCUGCAUGAGUGCAAGGACCUGGUACAUGAACUGGUACAGCGACACUUGACGCCCAGAACCCAUGGACGCAUAAACCAUGUCUUCAACCACUUUGCUGAUGUAGAAUUCCUUUCUACUCUCUACGGUCCACAUGGAAACUGCAGGCCCAAUCUCAAGAGGAUUUGCGAGGGAAUCAAUAAAUUGUUAGAUGACAAGAUCCUCUGAAAAGCUUCCCCUCUCUUGGACUUUGCUGCUUCAAAGUUAGAAUAUUCAACCUCAUCCAGUGUGAACCAAGCAGCAGCCCUCAUUCAAGAUAUACUUGUGUCUUCUUUAUUUCUCUGACACUAACUCUAACCCAGACGUGGGUGUGCUUACUUCCUGGGCACAGGCAAGAGCUCUCAAGUCUAAAUGGCCUGUGUUUGUGAAGAAUUGUUGUCAACUGUUCUAAGCAGGAAAGCUGCUUUGCUUCCCAUCCUGAGCUCCAUUCAUCUCAAAGUGGAAGGCGUCCUGGAUUAGGAUACAGAAGACAUGGAUGUGGAUACCAGCCCUGUCUCUGUUGAGGAGUUCUUCUGUGUUCUAGAACGUGAUGCUUCCUGACUACCUCACAGGGCCGUGGUGAGGAUUGAACAGGAUAACUGGCAUUCACAGUUUUGUGAAACAGAAGAGACCAGUGACUGUAUAUAAUAAAUGGAUGUGGCAUAAUUGUUCAUAGUUAGUGGGUUUGUUUGUUGCCAGUUGUCAUAGUAUAUUUAGUAAUCACAGUACCAUAGAGGCUGGGUUAUAAGAAUUAUGAUUGAGGUUGUGGGGGAGUAUGGACUGCAGAAUGAGGUUCAGACAAACCUGGCCUAUACAGAAAACUCUCAGGAAAGAAAUAGAAAAAAAGGAAGAAAGAGUUCCUUGCCUCCUCUAAGAGAGACAAGAGUCACCGUGAUGCUGCUCUCUCUUCUGCAUGUGAACUGAGGACACCGGUUCAAGGCUGCAGCGAUGACUCUCAGUUUAGGAAGAGCAAUGUUUUCCUUAUUUUCUGGUUCUCUCUGGUUUCUCCGACUCUCCAGGUUCAUCUCCAGCCACAUCUGUCAACAUCCACCGUAUGUCACAGGCUGCGUUGACUCUCUGUCUCACAAGCCUCCUCCUUUCUUUUCCUCUUAUACAGACACGUUCUGUUUGGAUGAAUGGUUUUUAUUUUUCUUAAUGAGAUAAUAAAUUUUGUUUGGUAGGGAGUGGGAGUUCUGCCCUUAAAUUUUAUUUAUAAUUGAUCUGUAAUAGCUGUGGUAUAAAGCUUUGGUAGAUGUAUAUAUAGCAUUAUCAAAUCAGCAUAAUUAACAAAUCUAUCACAAAUAAUUAUUUUUUAUCUGGCAGGAAUAAUCAGAAUCCCUCCCUCGAGCUAUUUAGUAAUAUGUAGCACAUUAUUGUUAGCUAUAACUUCCCUAUUAUAAAACAGAACAGGAUAAUUUUCCUAUGUAAAUGUGACUCUCAUCCCCUUCCCAUCUCUUUCCCUCUCCACUCCUCACUUUGUAAUAACUGAUGCUCUACUUUUUAUUUCUUAGAUAUCACCUUUUGAAUUAUUUCCUGUUUGUGAAUUAUACAGUGUUUGUUCAAUGUCUGUCUCGUUUCAUUUAACAUAAAGUUUUGUAAUUUUAUCCACAUUGCUGCAAAUGUCAGAAUUUUUUUUACAAUAAAAAAACAUUCCAUUCUGUUCAAAUGUCACUUUUUCUUCUGUUGCUCAUCUGUUGAUGGGUGCUUUGAGUCUGUGUCUUAGCUAUUUCAAAUAUUGCAGUAAUGGACAUGGGGCAUCUCUGUACCUGUUUCCAACAUGAACAUUUCAUAUACUUGGCAUAUAGAGCCAGGAAUGUAGUUUCUGGAUUAGGUGGUAGUUUUACCCUUUCCUUCAUAGCAAACAACCACUCUGUUUUCUGCAAUGGCUGUUCUGCUAUGUAUCUGCAGCAACAUUAUAUAAAAUUUCCAUUUCCUCCACACUCCUAUUGAUAUGUGUCAUCCUUUGUCUUUUUUAUAUUAUCAUUGUAUCCUCAGAGAAGUAAAAUCUCACUGUGAUUUCUAUGUGUAUUUUCCUAAUAAUUAAUGAUUUUGAUAAUUUUUACAAAUAUUUUGGCUAUCAGUGUGCCUCUUUUUGAGAAAUUUCUCUUGUCUUUUCCUUUUAAAAAUCCAGAUUGCGUUUUAAUAUGCGGUUGAGAUCUUUGGUUAUGUUAAUAGUCAUAUAUGAUUAGCAUUAAGUGACUAGGGCUAUGUGUUCUGUAGACAGCAGAGCCAGAGAUGCCCAGAGCAAGAUCUGAGUCAAUUCCAGAUUGAGCAUCAGGAUUUAAUUUUCACUGUUAAACUUUGGUUUUGCUUUGAUUUAUUGUGACUGUCCCUGGUUCUUUCCUCUUAGAAUAAGAACUAUAUAAAUUUUCUGUGAUUUUAAAGGAGCCCAAACUUUGGAAUUUUAUAGAGACUUUGGGUAUUUUAAAGAGACUGAACUUGUAAACACUGUGUGACUUCAAAAGUUAUAUAAUGUCUUAUAUUGUGACAUUAUUAUUAAUAUGAGAUCUUGGGAUAAACAAAAAAGGAAAGGUUAUGGAUUAGUAAUAAUGUUUUAUCAAUGCCUAGCAUGGCAAGGGGUUUACUGACUUGGUUGAAUAGUUGUCAACUUGGCAUAAGCUGGAGUUUUCUGAGAAGAGGGAUAUCUAUUGAAAAAAUGCAUGUGUCGGAUUAUAGGUAAAGUCUAGGGCAUUUUCUUGAUCAAUUAUUGAUGUGAAAGGGUCUAGCUUGCUGGAAAUGGUUCCACCGCUGGGUAGGUGAUCUAAGCCUGUGUACGGAAUCAGGCUGAGCAAACAAUGGAACCGAGCCAGCAAGCAGCAUCCAUCCAUGGUCCCUACUUUAGUUCCUGGCUUCAGGCUCCUACUAUGAGUUUGUGCACUUAAUUCCCUUCGUAAAGGACUUUAGUCUGUGAGAAGACAUAAAUCCUUUCCUUCUCAAGUUCCUUGUGGUCAAGAUACUUCCUCACGCCAGUAGAAAGCAAACCAAGAAAUAAGAUAUAGAGUCCUCUAAGUAUAUCCUGAGUACAACUUGAAGUCUGAGAUGGUGGUUUCUCCAGCCAUAUUUCACUAUUUAAGGUUUUGAUUGUGAGUCUUUUGUAUUUUCAUAUAACAUUCAAGGUUUUUUUUUUUUCUGUAAAGAAUUGCAUUUGAAUUUUGGUAGGAAUUGCAUUAAAUCCGUACAUUGCUUUUUGUAGGAUGGCCGUUUUAUAGUAUUAAUCCUGCCAAUCCAUGAGCAUGGGAGCUUCUUCCAUCUCCUGGUAUAAUCCUCCAUGUCCUUUUUUCAGUGUCUUAAACUUUUUAUUGUACACGCCUUUUAAAGCCUUUGAUUUUUUUCCGUGAUUUUUGAAGGCUGCUAUAAACUCAAUUGUUUCCCUGAGUUUUUUUCUUGGCAUGCUUGUCAUCUGUGUUCACAAAGGCUGUGUAUUUUUUUUCAGUGUUGUAUAUGAAUCCUGAUACUUUUCUGAAUGCAUUAAUCAGGUAUGGGAUAUUCCUUGAGGAGUCUUCAGGGUCUUUUGUGUAUAGAAUCAUAUCUAUAAACAAGGAUACUCUGCCUCCUUCUUUGUAUCUUCUCUAUUGCCUUCACGUGUCUUAUUGAGCAAGAUAAGGCUUCCAGCACUUUAGUAACUAGUAUAGUGACAAGGUGAGCAUACUUGGUUUGUUCCUAGUUUUAAAAAAAUGUCUUCAGUUUCUCUUUGGCCCCCUUCUUCCUUCCUUUGUAACUCUUAAAUAAUGGUAGGAUUAAACAAAACUAAGAAGAGUCUAUUAACUGUGAUUUAAUUUGUUUUUCAUCUUAGCCAUAUCUUGUGUAGAAAGUUGGGAACAGCAAGUUCACCUAUUGCAAGUUAAUUUAAAUAAGCCUCAAAAUACUACAAGCUUUCAAGUAUCACCAGGUAGCAACUGCAAAAACAGAGAUCCAAAGUUAGAACCAUUUGAAAAAAUACAUAAGAAGAGGUCUGAGAACAUGAAGUGUUGACCACUUAGAACAGGACCUUUUUUUAUCUACUGCUGAAGUCUGUGGUUUUCCAGGAGAGACUCCAUGGGACUAAGGGUAGAUCUGUGAGCAGAGGGACCCAUGCCAACUGCCUGGUGCUGGAGACACUUAAAGGCUAUGAUAAAGCUGCUCCACAAAUAUUAGAACAAGUACAAACUAGAUUCAGCUGCUGCUGCUGAAGUGAAGAGGUGUUGCUAUGGUGACACUGGAGCAAACAACACAAGCAGAAUAUCUCCUCCCCCACUCAAGCCCAGCAAACUCCUGAACUUUAGAGUCCAACAGGAAACCUGACAAUGCAGAAAUGUGGUCUGGAGUGCUAGCCCCAGUAUCAUACAACAAACACUGAAGAGUGGCCUUGGAACUCAAAACUAAUGAAUUGAAUGACAUAGAUACCUAGGUAUAUAAAGUCAUUUUAAGUAAUUAAUAAAUGGAAGACAAC